This is a messenger RNA of Perkinsus marinus ATCC 50983, 805 nucleotides long. RefSeq lists its product as hypothetical. The annotation marks the transcript as partial. NCBI's taxonomy places the organism in Eukaryota, Perkinsozoa, Perkinsida, Perkinsidae. The record is from RefSeq and is a predicted model, not a curated record. The transcript has a single exon.
AUGGAGUCGGUGUCUCCAAGGAUAGCUUUGAUGGGUGCCCAACAACGUCAAGUGUUAGAAACUACUGGGAGAUUGGUAACGCAAGGUGUCCAGACCGUUGACUCCGAAGAAGAGGUGGUCACGGGUGUGGUCGAUAUAGAAAGCCAGACCGAAAAAUUAUUGGUUGAGGACAAGGCCAAUACUGAGGCAUCGGACAAGGCUGUGGGCGAGGAUGUGGCCUACAGUGAUAUGUCGAAGGGUACGGCUUCGGUGCCUGUUCAGGAUUGGUGUGAGAAGCCUUGUCCCGAAGAAGAGAUAGAAAUCGACUGUGUGAGAGAGCCAGAACAUUAUUGCGUGGGAUGUGCAGCUGCAUUUGCCCAUUUGGAUGUCUCCACCUUCGAUCGCCCUUGUGAUAUUUGCUCUGCCCCGACUGGGUGUGCCGGCCUGAGAGCGGAUGGGCCUCUCAUGACUAAUGAGGAGUUAGAGAGAGCCAACUUGAAGCUCCCGGCCGAAUCACAGGCUAGAGUUCCCGGCACGUCUAAGCCGAAAGGGAAAGAGCUUAUUAAGGGAGAGGAGUGGCCCCCAGCUGCUUGGGAGCAUGUAGAUGGCUUCGAAGGAGAUGAUAUAUGCCAAGACCCCUUACGGUUUGCUGUCCCAGAGUUUCUGGACGAGACGGUUAGGCUACCAGAUAUGUGUGAGAGCCCUACGGAAGCGCAACAACCAGUUGCUGACCUAUGUGAGGAGUUCAAGGACCUCUUUGUGUUACGUCCCGGACGCUGUACUCAAGCUGAGCACUCGGUCGAGACUGGGACGACUCGUCCGAUUU